This is a messenger RNA of Elaeis guineensis (African oil palm), 1197 nucleotides long. RefSeq names its product fatty-acid-binding protein 1. Lineage: Eukaryota; Viridiplantae; Streptophyta; Magnoliopsida; Arecales; Arecaceae. The record is from RefSeq and is a predicted model, not a curated record. Gene Ontology annotation, molecular function: intramolecular lyase activity; fatty acid binding. Gene Ontology annotation, cellular component: chloroplast stroma. Gene Ontology annotation, biological process: fatty acid metabolic process.
UGCGCUACCCUUUACCAAAACGGCACCAAAACACGAAACUUGGGUCAUCUGGAAAGAAUCGCCUAAUAACAGAGCCCCUCUCUGCAUCGCCGUUGUGAACUUUGUCCACUCCGCUUCUCCAAAUCCCAUCGCCAUGGUCUCUCUCCGCUUCCCUUUCUCGUUUUCUCAGCCCCCGAGGCCUCCCCACCGCCCCCGGGCCUCGUCCCACUACCAUCCCGCCAUCGCCGCCGCCGCCGCCGCCGUCUCUGCCGGCAUAGGCCUUGCCGUCUCUCUCAAAUCGGCAAACCAAGUGGAGCCAUCUCCCCAGCGGCUUUCUUCUCCCAUGUGGGCUGCUCUCUCCCUCUCCGACGCCCCCACCUCCACGGGAACGGCAGUCGAGCCCAAGACCCGUGCCACUUUUCCCACGGCGUUGGACGGCGGCCGGCGCCUCCUGGGGAUUGGAUUGCGGAAGAAUUGUGUCUUGGGGAUGAAGGACAUUAACGUCUACGCCUUCGGUGUCUAUGCGGAUGAUAGCGAUGUAAAAAAAUUGAGUGAGAAAUAUGGAAUGCUUUCGGUUUCUGAACUGAAAGAAAAUAAGGAGUUAAUUGCAGAUGUUUUGGAUCAGGAUUUAUGCAUGACAGUUAGGCUUCAAAUAGUAUAUGGAAGACUUAAUAUACGAUCAGUGCGCAGUGCAUUUGAAAAAUCUGUGGGAAGCAGGAUCAAAAAGUUUAGUGGAGCAGACAACAAAGAAUUGCUUCAAAGUUUCACAUCCUUAUUUAAAGAUGAAUACAAGCUACCAAGGGGAUCUGUAAUAGAUCUUUCCAGGGAGCGAGGUUAUGUUCUUCGAACAAGAAUUGAUGGAAAAGAAGUAGGGCGCAUCCAGAGCAGCCUCUUGUGUCGGUCAAUAUUAGAUCUUUACUUUGGUGAGGAUCCAUUUGAUAGACGUGCUAAAGAAGAUAUUCAACUUGGUUUGGCAUCUAUCCUACAAAAAGAGAUCUGAUUAAAUUGACCUUGUGACUUCCAUUUAAGAAAAAAUGAUAUAAUUUAUGUGAAAGAUUUUGAACUCUGUACAAGUUAAUAUACUGCAGGUUUUUCUUUUAAUGCAUGUAAUCAUAAUUAUUAUUUUCUACGAGGCUAUAUCUGUUGACUUAUCUGACAUAUUUAUAUCUUAAAAACUUAGUAUUAUAAACACAAUACACACACAUACGCGCGCGCGCA